Molecule: messenger RNA, 1867 nt
Organism: Biomphalaria glabrata
Lineage: Eukaryota; Metazoa; Mollusca; Gastropoda; Planorbidae
Exons: 5
Coding region: 344-1228 (294 amino acids)
Source: RefSeq, a predicted model, not a curated record
UAAAUAGGAUGGAAUUGUGAAGGGAGAAAGAAAAAGUUUGAGAAUCCCUCUGGUUUCACUAAAACUAACAAUUACAAUCCUUUUGCUGAAAAAGAAAAGCAGGUCAUCAAUAUGUUAAGAGAAAAUAGGUCACGGCGAUUACUGCAGUUGGCCCAUUGCCAAAGAAAAAGAAAAUGACGGUUGUUAAAUUUAUAGUGGGAUAGGCUUAUCACUAACUACCAAUGUGCUGUAUAAAGAUUAGAGUUUUAUAUGAUGUGUGCAAAAUCAAGAUGCCUUCACAACUGACUUAAUUAGUAGAAGAAAAUUAUUGUUUACACUUUGCAAUCUCUUCUAAAGGUGCAAAAUGAAUAAAGGUAUUUCAAUUAACAAAGAUAGUCUGGUGGAUGUUACUGACACAAGUGUCACUGACGAGUUUGUCGCUGAAGAAAAUGUGUGCUAUGGUGAAUAUGAAACCCAGACUACAAGUGGCGAGGAAGCAGAUCUACACAGAGAUCUUCAUAGCUGCAGGAAGAAUCCAGGUCAUACAAAGUUUAUUCCUGUGGAAAAAUUCACCCAGCAAGAUCUUCCCGAGCACUACCGCAAAGAUGACAUUUUUGGGCUGAUUAAAUCUGUAGCUGACUUGACGGUUAGAAUUAGUGUCAGUUUGGUUAGUCCAAAUAGACCAGAGUUCUUGCCAAACACAAGCAUUCCAUAUUUUUUAUAUCAUAAAAGAGGACUUAAACACGCAAGGACGGGAACUGGAAAGGUGUCAGCUGUGACCAGGUUCACUGAUGGUGUCAGCGACUUUAAACAUGAGCACUGGAAAGACUAUACCACUUGCUGGUGCAAAAAAUGUAGAUGUUCGGACACACCAAGCAACGUCUGGUGGGAGAUAGAUGUCAACACUGCCGCACAUGUGAUCUUCGAUGACAUUGAGGCGAACCAAUCACUUCUGAGGCUUUUCUACGACAGAGUAGAUAGCCCCAAGAUCAUCAUUGAUAGCGUAGGCUUCCUCGAAGCAGAUUCUGAAAGAGAUACUUCACGGUUGAAAUGCGUAACGUGUGACAGUGAUCUUGGCGACAGACUCUACAAGAUGUACAGAAGCUUUGAUCACAUUUUCUGGCGAGUGCGCAUCCGGUACCAUAGCAUAAGAGAUGUGAACAGCUCUAUUUUGUGUAUGCUCUGGUUUCUCGAGUUAUGGCAACCCAAAAAGAUGACGACUAUUCUAAUAACAUAUUGGCCUAACUAAGGUUAAAUAUCAUUUUAGUUUAAUGUUCUUGUUUGAUAUGUAAAAAAAAUUCUUUAAAAGAAAAAAAUCUAAUGCUUUAUUUGAUUAUUAAUAAUUUCAUCAAUAUGGGUAUUUCAUGAUAAUUUUUCAUAUAUUAUCAGGCCUAGAUAUUUUUAUUUUUUAGUCUUGUGACUGGUUCACCAUGAACAAGAUAAUUAGUUUUUUGUUUUGUUUUUGCAAAACUUAUAUAUCAGCUCACUUUGUGUUCUGUUGUCACAGAGAAAUAAAUAAAAUACUGUAGACAUUAAUAUUAACAAUUAAUGAACAGAGCAUUUGUAUUGAUAUAAAUAGACAUUGAAGACUAUCAUUUUAUUACGUCACAUCCUUUUAAGUACUGUUAUAACCCUAUUCACGACGCAAAAGGGUUAACUGUGUGUGAUCAGCUGACAUAUGUGACACAGGCCAGUAAUACAGUUUAGCGUGCUAUAUUGAAAGGCAUGGGACAGUACUGGCAUGAACUUUGCAUGUGAAUAGCGACCGUGUUAUGGUCAUCUGAUCAUAAGCCUGCGCAGACCAGAGACACAGUGUGUAAGAAAGCGGCAGUUCAAGACCGGAGAGCAUUGAGACCGGGACUGUUAGUCGGCCAUGAAGUCGGUCCUG